Messenger RNA from Vitis riparia (riverbank grape), 1948 nucleotides. RefSeq names its product serine/threonine-protein kinase ATM-like. Gene Ontology annotation, molecular function: protein binding; protein serine/threonine kinase activity. The record is from RefSeq and is a predicted model, not a curated record. Gene Ontology annotation, biological process: DNA repair. The transcript is spliced from 12 exons. Lineage: Eukaryota; Viridiplantae; Streptophyta; Magnoliopsida; Vitales; Vitaceae. Bases 1 to 1665 code for a protein of 554 amino acids.
AUGACGGCUGGCAGAGCCACUUGUAUCGUCUUUUCCGAUGACGACUUGCCGCCAGAGGGUUCAGACCACACGCGUCCUCUCUAUAUAUCUGUUGGUUGUUCAGGUCGCCGAGUUCCAUCUGUCCUUCUGGACAAUGGCUCGGCCCUGAACGUAUGUCCUCUCGCCACUGCCAUCGCCCUCGGAUACGCUCCUUCUGACUUCGGUCCCUCCACUCAGACCGUUCGCGCGUAUGAUAGCACUCGGAGGGAGGUCAUGGGUACAUUGGAGAUCGAGCUGCUGAUCGGUCCGGCCACUUUCAUCGCCGUGUUUCAGUCUGUGGGUGAUAGGUUCAUCUCUGCCGAGCCUGUACUCGAGAUUAGUCACACUGAUGACGAUCUUUUUCUGACUGGAUUCACCUUCGAUGAGGUGCAGACCGUGGAGAUAGAGGAUUUCUGUCGGGAUUUCGUAGCCAUGUCCUUUGACCAGCACAGCAGCACAGUGGUGCUCGAUAUUAUGCGGAGUAUGUCUUAUCUUCCUGGUAUGGGCCUGGGGCGACGCCAGCACGGGCCUAGUGAGUUCAUGGCUUUCCCGGACCGCGACGUACCAUUCGGGCUCGGAUUCAUUCCCACUGAGGCUGACUAUCGUCAUAUGGCGCGAUUGCGCAGGGAGAGGAUUGGGGACGUAGUGGACGGAGCCGUGCCGUGUGAUGAGUACGUUGAUGAGAUGCUCGCGAUGAGCUUGAGCCAGAUCGAGGAGAUGGCCCCGCCGGAGCUCGCUUCGCCAUUUGAUCUCUUCGGGGUGUCCGUCCUCGAGAUCGCCGAGGAGGUUGUACCUUUCACCCCUAGUGCGGGCGUUCUUGAAUGGGUAAAUGGUACUCUUCCUCUUGGUGAAUAUCUUAUUGGAAGCAUGAGGAAUGGAGGUGCCCAUGGACGCUAUGGAAUGGAAGACUGGUCAUUUUCCAAAUGCCGGGAGCACAUGACAAAUGAAAAAGACAAGCGCAAGGCAUUCCAGGAAGUCUGCAAGAAGUUCAGACCUGUCAUGCAUAAUUUUUUCUUGGAGAGAUUUUUACAACCAGCUGACUGGUUUGAGAAGCGCCUUGCUUACACAAGGAGUGUAGCAGCUAGUUCAAUGGUGGGAUACAUUGUUGGACUUGGAGAUCGACAUUCCAUGAAUAUACUUAUUGAUCAAGCCACUGCCGAAGUUGUUCACAUAGAUCUUGGUGUUGCCUUUGAACAAGGCCUGAUGCUCAAAACACCAGAGAGGGUUCCAUUUAGGCUGACAAGAGACAUAAUAGAUGGAAUGGGAGUUACUGGGGUAGAGGGGGUUUUCAGAAGAUGUUGUGAGGAAACUCUUUCUGUCAUGCGAACAAAUAAAGAAGCACUGCUAACCAUUGUUGAAGUUUUUAUCCAUGAUCCCCUAUAUAAGUGGGCUCUCUCUCCACUGAAGGCUUUGCAGCGUCAAAAGGAAACUGAUGAUGAUUUGGAGACUAGCUUGGAAGACUCGGAAGAGGAAUAUGAAGGGAACAAAGAUGCUGCACGAGCACUGUUGCGUGUCAAACAAAAACUUGACGGAUAUGAAGAGGGUGAAAUGAGAAGUGUGCAUGGGCAGGUUCGACAACUGAUACAAGAUGCCAUCGAUCCUGAUCGUUUGUGCCGAAUGUUUCCUGGAUGGGGUGCUUGGUUGUGAUGAUAGUUGAUCAACGUCUUAGCCCUACCGCCACCCAAUAAUCUUGUAUAGGCGGCCUUUUGGUUAAUUUCCAUGUGAAAACUGAGGUAAUAAGACUUAUGUAUUGGGUGCGGUUGAUGCCAGUAUGCUUGCAACCUUGUUUGUUAACCACCCUUUUGAAGAGGCAUGCUCUACUUCUGUAAAUAUAACAGUUAUCUUCGCCACCCUCUGGUUUUGUUUUUCCUAUUGCUGUAAGUGGGACUGACGCCAUGGCCUUUUUUUGAGUACUUGCACGGAUCAAUCA